Sorex fumeus (smoky shrew) is the source of this 4035-nucleotide messenger RNA. It is a transcript of the gene SAP130, whose product is annotated as Sin3A associated protein 130. Gene Ontology annotation, cellular component: Sin3-type complex. The transcript is spliced from 21 exons. The coding region runs from base 164 to 3334 and encodes 1056 amino acids. Lineage: Eukaryota; Metazoa; Chordata; Mammalia; Eulipotyphla; Soricidae. Gene Ontology annotation, biological process: negative regulation of transcription by RNA polymerase II. The record is from RefSeq and is a predicted model, not a curated record.
UGGGCUGAGGGGUGGGGGGCAGAGUGCUAGCGCCCCGGCGGCGGCGGCGACGGCGGCGGCGGCAGGUCCGGAGCGCCCGAGGACGUCGGCCCCGCCAGCGGGGAGGGCGCGAGAGCGAGCUCGAGGCGGCGCGGCGGCCACUUGGCGCGGCCCCCAGGUGGAAAUGAGUUCUCAGCAGUUUCCUCGGUUGGGAACCCCGUCCACUGGGCUCGGCCAAGCCUCUUCCCAGAUUCCGAGCAGCGGCUCUGCAGGACUGAUAAACCCAGCUGCCACAGUCAAUGAUGAACCUGGUCGAGAUGCUGAAGUCGGUGCCAGGGAGCACCUGGGUGCCAGCGGUUCCCUGCAGUCCCGGGAAGACAAGCAAGAGCCUGUGGUGGUGCGGCCCUACCCCCAGGUGCAGAUGCUGUCUACACACCACGCGGUGGCGUCCGGCGCCCCUGUCACAGUGACGGCGCCCCCCGCCCACCUGACGCCAGCAGUGCCACUCUCGUUCUCGGAGGGACUCAUGAAGCCACCCCCAAAGCCGACCAUGCCCAGCCGCCCCAUUGCUCCUGCUCCACCUUCUACCUUGUCACUUCCGCCCAAAGUUCCAGGCCAGGUGACUGUUCCCAUGGAGAGUAGUAUCCCUCAGGCCUCAGCCAUUCCUGUGGCAACAAUCAGCGGACAGCAGGGACACCCGAGCAACCUGCAUCAUAUCAUGACCACCAACGUGCAGAUGUCCAUUAUCCGCAGCAAUGCUCCUGGGCCUCCCCUUCACAUCGGAGCAUCUCAUUUACCUCGAGGGGCGGCGGCGGCGGCUGUGAUGUCCAGCUCUAAAGUGACCACGGUCCUGAGGCCGACUUCCCAGUUGCCAAAUGCUGCUACCGCUCAGCCAGCAGUGCAGCACAUCAUUCACCAGCCAAUCCAGUCGCGGCCGCCUGUCACCACCUCCAACACCAUCCCUCCUGCCGUGGUCGCCACCGUCUCGGCCACCAGGGCCCAGUCUCCGGUCAUCACGACGACAGCAGCACAUGCUGCUGACUCAGCACUCAGCCGGCCAGCGCUGUCCAUUCAGCACCCACCGUCCGCAGCCAUCAGUAUCCAGCGCCCGGCUCAGUCCCGCGACGUGACCACCAGGAUCACGCUGCCAUCCCAUCCUGCCCUGGGGACGCCCAAGCAGCAGCUCCACACCAUGGCCCAGAAAACCAUCUUCAGUACUGGCACACCCGUGGCGGCAGCGACUGUGGCUCCAAUCCUGGCGACCAACACCAUCGCCUCAGCAACCACGGCCGGAUCUGUGUCACACACACAGGCUCCCACGAGUACAAUUGUCACCAUGACGAUGCCCUCACAUUCAUCCCAUGCUACUGCUGUGACUGCCUCCAACAUCCCUGUGGCUAAGGUGGUGCCUCAGCAGAUCACACACACGUCCCCCAGGAUCCAGCCUGAUUACCCGGCCGAGAGGAGUAGCCUGAUCCCCAUCUCAGGACACCGGGCCUCGCCCAACCCUGUGGCCAUGGAGACUCGGAGCGACAAUAGACCGUCUGUUCCUGUUCAGUUCCAGUACUUUCUGCCAACGUACCCACCCUCUGCGUACCCGCUGGCCGCGCACACGUACACCCCGAUCACCAGCUCUGUGUCCACCAUCCGGCAAUACCCAGUUUCCGCUCAGGCUCCCAACUCCGCCAUCACCGCUCAGACUGGCGUCGGGGUGGCAUCCACGGUCCACCUCAACCCCAUGCAGUUGAUGACUGUGGACGCAUCUCACGCUCGGCACAUCCAGGGGAUCCAGCCAGCGCCCAUCAGCACACAGGGGAUCCAGCCAGCCCCCAUUGGCACCCCGGGCAUCCAGCCGGCGCCUAUCGGCACGCAGGGGAUCCACUCCGCCACCCCAAUCAGCACCCAAGGACUCCAGCCCGCACCGCUGGGCACUCAGCCACCCCCAUCUGAGGGCAAGACUUCAGUGGUCUUGGCUGACGGAGCCACAAUCGUCGCCAACCCCAUUAGCAGUCCGUUCAGUGCCGCCCCAGCAGCGACCACCGUGGUGCAGACCCACAGCCAGAGUGCCAGCAGCAGCGCGCCGCCCCAGGGCUCAUCCCCUCGCCCCAGCAUCCUCCGGAAGAAACCGGCCACGGACGGAAUGGCAGUCCGGAAAACCCUCAUUCCCCCGCAGCCUCCUGAAGUGGCCAGUCCUCGCGUGGAGAGCUCCAUGCGGAGCACGUCCGGGUCGCCCAGGCCUGCAGGUGCCAAACCCAAAUCAGAGAUGCACGUGUCCAUGGCUGCUCCGAUCCCUGUGUCCUUGGAAAAUGUGUCCAGCCAGAACAGCGACCAGCCCAGCAUCGCAGUGCCCCCUGCGACCCCCCAGCCGCCGCCCGCCAUUCCCGCCAUGAUCGCCGCCGCCAGCCCCCCGUCGCAGCCCGCCGCCGCCCUGUCCACCCUCCCCGGAGCCGUGCCCAUCACGCCGCCCAUCACCACCAUGGCGGCUGCGCCCCCGCCCUCCGUGGCCGUGGGGGGCAGCCUCUCCUCUGUGCUGGGCCCCCCCGUGCCUGAGAUCAAAGUGAAGGAGGAAGUGGAGCCCAUGGACAUCAUGAGGCCAGUAUCCGCCGUCCCCCCGCUGGCUACCAACACUGUGUCUCCGUCUCUCGCGUUGCUGGCUAACAACCUGUCGAUGCCCACAAGUGACCUACCACCUGGUGCCUCCCCAAGGAAAAAGCCUCGGAAGCAGCAGCACGUGAUUUCCACGGAGGAGGGGGACAUGAUGGAGACCAACAGCACCGACGACGAGAAGUCCACCACCAAGAGCCUCCUGGUGAAGGCGGAGAAGCGCAAGUCCCCUCCCAAGGAGUAUAUCGAUGAAGAAGGGGUGCGGUAUGUCCCAGUGCGCCCGAGACCACCUAUCACUUUGCUCCGUCACUACCGGAACCCCUGGAAAGCUGCCUACCACCACUUCCAGCGGUACAGCGACGUCCGGGUCAAAGAGGAGAAGAAAGCGAUGCUGCAGGAAAUAGCUAAUCAGAAAGGAGUGUCCUGCCGUGCCCAAGGCUGGAAGGUCCACCUCUGCGCUGCCCAGUUACUACAGCUGACGAAUCUAGAACACGAUGUUUAUGAAAGGCUCACCAACCUGCAGGAAGGGAUUAUCCCAAAGAAGAAGGCCGCGACGGACGACGAUCUGCACCGGAUAAGCGAGCUCAUACAGGGCAACAUGCAGAGGUGCAAGCUGGUGAUGGACCAGAUCAGCGAGGCCAGAGACUCCAUGCUGAAGGUCUUGGACCACAAAGAUCGUGUCCUGAAGCUUCUAAACAAGAAUGGGACUGUGAAGAAGGUGGCAAAAUUGAAGCGGAAAGAAAAGGUCUAGACGCAGAAGAAUCAGGACUUCGGAAACAGAAUUGAUGAAGAAUGAUGAUGGGGGCGGGGGGAGGGUUUUCGGCAAUUUUCACGUGGAACAUUGAGAUAAGGGAAGCUUUCCUCCCGGUGUGAAAGCAGAGGGACCCUUGGCGUCCAGUGGCACACGCGGAUCAGGCCUGGCGUGACACGGUGACUGGACUGCGUCCUUCCUCCCAGGCGCCCCCUCCCACCUUCCUCCCUGCCGUGCCAUCAGCGGCUCCCGCUCACCAGUGUCGGCCGUUCAGAAUCAGUGCCGGGGUAGAUGGCCGUUCCCCAGCCUCCCACUUCACAGACUCUAUUUAUCUGGUGGAUCCCUGCAGGACCCGGCCUGGGCCCAGACUGAAAGUCCCCCUCGGACCGUCUGUUCCCUCGACACUGAAGUCCAGCCUCUCCCGGGCACCAAGGCCGGCUCUCCCGGUGGACCCCAGCUGCCCGCCGGCCCGCUCCAGCCGGCUCACCUACCGAGUCUCAUCUUUUGUUUCUUUUUCCUUUCCUUGCCUUCUCCUUUUCUUGGAAGAACCAUUUCAGAGUGAAAUCGUUCUUUUGUGUGUCCUGUGUGUGUCGGGAGAUGGGUUUGUGGAGCGGUGCCGAGCAGGCAGACACAUGGGCGCCUCCGGACGCUCGUUCCGAGUCCACUCUGGGUUCUCAGUACUCCGUGCCUGGUGCGAUGCU